This is a messenger RNA of Lasiodiplodia theobromae, 621 nucleotides long. RefSeq lists its product as uncharacterized. Bases 1 to 621 code for a protein of 206 amino acids. The record is from RefSeq and is a predicted model, not a curated record. Lineage: Eukaryota; Fungi; Ascomycota; Dothideomycetes; Botryosphaeriales; Botryosphaeriaceae. The transcript has 2 exons.
AUGUGGGGACGCGGAGGCGCCGGUAACAUCCAGCAGGCCGUCGAGGCCAGCAAGCAACGAGCACCGGAGACCCAAGACCUCGAAGCCGCCAACCCACCCAUCUCGCCGGACGACACCACCACGGCUCACUCGCCGCCUCCGCAAGAAUACGCCCACAUGGGCCGCGGCGGCGCGGGCAACUACUACUCGCCCAGCACCCUGACGACGACGGGCACCUUCGUCAACGACGCCGGCGCCAGCACCACCAACCCCGCCGCUUCGACCGCCGAGCCGCCGCCCGCCCCGCUCUCCAACCUCGACUCCAGCUCCAACUGGUGGAACACGGCGUCGGCGCCCCGUCCCCAAAACACCACCGGUGAUGGUGGUCAGCAGCAACAGCAACAGCAAGCCACGACCGUCGAGACGCCCGUCGCCCGCACCGGCCGUGGUGGCGCUGGCAACUACGUCUGGGGCUCCGACGUGAGCGAGCGCCGCGCUGAGCAGAUCAGGCGCGAGUGGGGAGAGCUGCGUGAGCGCGAGCGCGGCGUCAAGCAGAAGGUGGCAGAGGUCGUCGAGAGCGCGCUGCCCCCGCCGCCGGCGGCGUUUUUGGGGAGCAGUGGCGCCGGCAGUGGCGCCAAGUAG